Molecule: messenger RNA, 501 nt
Organism: Arabis nemorensis
Lineage: Eukaryota; Viridiplantae; Streptophyta; Magnoliopsida; Brassicales; Brassicaceae
Source: the annotation of a GenBank genome assembly
AUGGGCCAUGUUAAUAUCUCCAAGCUCGCAAGACUACUCGUAAAGCUACACAAAUCCCCCUCGGGUUGGCUCUGUGUCCAUCCCCGACCAGACCGGUCCAACGACGACGGAGACGGUAAACAACGACGGAGCAAACUCAUCAGAUCCGACGGUUCUUUCGAAGUCUACGAUCAUCCAGUAAUGGUCUCAGAGCUAACAAGAGACUUCCCAAAGCACGAAAUCUGUAGAUCGGACUUACUUUACAUCGGACAAAAAACCCCUGUUUUGUCUGAAACCGAUACGCUUAAGCUCGGUCUCAAUUACUUUCUUCUUCCUUCAGAUUUCUUCAAGAAAGAUCUCUCCUUUCUCACUAUCGCCGCCAUGAAAACAACCACACCUCAGAGGAAAUCAGUCGUGACUCAUCGGCAACCUUUUCUUAUACAGAAGGGUGAAACAGGGGAGAGAAAGAUUAUGUUCAAUUGGUUGGUUUACGUAAAUGGAAACCGAAGCUUGAGACGAUAA